Molecule: messenger RNA, 5062 nt
Organism: Thalassophryne amazonica
Lineage: Eukaryota; Metazoa; Chordata; Actinopteri; Batrachoidiformes; Batrachoididae
Gene: lpp
Product: LIM domain containing preferred translocation partner in lipoma
Exons: 11
Coding region: 295-2019 (574 amino acids)
Biological process (GO): cell-cell adhesion
Cellular component (GO): stress fiber; focal adhesion
Source: RefSeq, a predicted model, not a curated record
AAAUUGUGAGGAAAAGCACGUAAAAGCAAAGUCGGUGUGUUCCAGAGGCGUUUCUUUGUGAACAAGCCGCCACAGGUCGACGGCUGGCCUGCUGCCUUACAUGGACAAACAUCUCAAAGUCUCCGACGGCUGGAAUUUCACGGCGUGACGUCACCGCCUUCCACUCUCCCAGAAUUUGGAUCAAGAAGUUUCACUGUUUUUUGGUGGGAUUUCAACCUCCUCUUGUAUAUUCCUGGAAAGCGAGGUGUUUGAUCCUGUGGACUCCAGCAUUGUUUAGUGGAACGGUUUUGAACCAUGUGGAACCCUGGGAACAGUAAAGAACAGACAGAACAAGUGGCUGCUAGGAUGGAGACAACUUCACCUUUGGGUAGUGCCAGCAUUUCUGUCUCCCAGCAGCAGGCACCCAAGAAAUUUGCCCCUAUGGUCGCACCCAAACCCAAGUUCAACCCUUACAAACAGGUGGCAGAACCUGUGCAUGCUGAUACUGCAGCGGACUACCCUCCCCCUCCCCCACCAGUUGAAGAGUCAGCCGUUGUCCUGCCGUCCUCUGCUUCCUUCCCUCCUCCACCACCAGUCAAUUCAUAUGACUAUCAGGUGAAAGGACCGGAGAAAACCCUGGAGGAGAGGCGCUCUAGUCUGGAUGCUGAGAUUGACUCCCUCACCAGCAUCCUAGCAGACCUGGAGAGCAGCUCGCCUUAUAAGCCAAGGAGCACACAGAACUCUGGUCCCUCAGCCGUCACCACCCCCAGUGCUCCAGUGACUGGUUACAAGCGCAUGGUUAUUCCACCUCAGCCACCUCUGACUGCUACUAAGAAGUCUUCACCCAAACCUCAGACUCCUGGUGGACUCCCAUCUGUUCCCCCAGUCUCUGUUAGUCCUGUGGCCAAGCCCCAAUCCCACAUGGCUCCUCAGCCUGUUGCGGCCUCCUACGCUACAGCCUCGACCCCAAGUCAGCCCACCUUCAAUGUUCAGGUCAGGUCUGCUCAACCAGACCCCCAGCAUCAAGCCCCAGGUGGCCAACAUUUUGGUCAGCAGCCCAUCCGCAGCCUUGCACAGGUACAGUACAUGCCUGCACAGCCCAAAGGUCCAGACUUUGCUUAUGGCCCUCCCCAGCCUGGCUUUUCUCCAAUGGCCCAGGGUGUCUAUCAAGAACAUCAGCAUCCAGCAGUGCCUCAAGGUGGUGGCUUAAGCAACAGAAGACCGGAGCCUAUGCCUACCCAAGGAUACAACCCUCCAGGCCCCAAGAAGACCUAUAUCACAGAUGUACCGCCAAGCUUGGCCCCCUACGCUCCUGGACCAGCUGUUCCACCAAAGGGCAGCACCCCCAACAUUCCUGUUGCGCACCCAGAAGACGAGUUGGAGCGCCUGACCAAAAAGAUGUUAUUUGACAUGGACAAUCCUCCAUCUGAAGACUACUUCGGGCGCUGUGCCAGCUGUGGAGAGAAUGUAGUGGGAGAAGGUACGGGCUGCACCGCCAUGGACCAGGUCUUCCACGUCGACUGCUUUGUCUGCAUGACUUGCAACAGCAAGCUGCGUGGCAAGCCCUUCUACGCUGUGGAGAAAAAGGCCUACUGUGAGCCUUGCUAUAUUAACACCCUGGAGACCUGCACCAUCUGCAGCAAGCCCAUCAUGGAGCGCAUCCUGCGGGCUACGGGGAAGGCGUACCACCCUCACUGCUUCACCUGUGUCGUGUGUCAUCGCAGUCUGGACGGCAUCCCAUUCACUGUGGACGCGUCCAACCACAUCCACUGCAUCGAGGAUUUUCACAAAAAAUUUGCUCCUCGUUGUUGUGUGUGCUCUGAGCCUAUAAUGCCAGCACCGGGCCAGGAGGAGACUGUCCGCAUUGUGGCUCUGGACCGUGAUUUCCAUGUGCAGUGUUACCGCUGUGAGGACUGUGGUUGUCUGCUCUCGGAGGGGGAUAACCAGGGCUGCUACCCUCUGGAUGGACACGUCCUCUGCAAAAAUUGUAACACCGGUCGCAUCCAGGCCCUCACCGCGAAGGACACCACUGACCUCUGAACAGCCCACCGCCUGGUCAACUUCAGUGUUAGAACCCUCACAUCUAGGGGUGUAACGAUGCAUCAUGAAUUGUGAUAACCAUACGGUGAAGCUUGUAUCAAAUCUUUUUUUUUGUUGUUGUUUUGUUUUGUUUCGUGACACCAUGAAAAGUCAGCUCCUGCAUGAAAUAUUGACCUCUGCAGAGUAAUCAGAAAUAAUUCAUAAAAUAUAGAAAUAGGACACAGAUAGCAAGGAGUACAAUCUGUACUUUAGGAUUAUUUGUUUUUGUUUUCUUUUUUAAGUUAAAUCUUUCACCACAAUUACUGGGAACAGUGAUGUCAUCUUGUACCGUGAUAUAUAUCAAACCGUGACGGGUGUAUCGUUACACCCCUACUCGAGACGUCUCGUGCACACACACACACAUACCCAUCUGCAAAAAUGCUUUCAUUCCUCAGCAUAUACAUCUAAAUAUAUGUGUGUAUAUCUACAUGCUCACUAACAACAGUUAGCUUCACAGCUUUACAAGCAUACAUAUGCACGUGUUCUCAAUACGUGUGUCCAGAUUUGAAUGAAGACAUGAUGUGCCGUCAUUCAGUACUAUUAACAAACACACAGUCUACAGGAACUCAGAGUCUUUUCAUCUGUUGUUAAGACUGACUUUCACUAAAACAUGCAAAUGUUUGACACAUCUGCAGCCACGACCAUGGAAUUCUAUGCAGAUUUUAAUCCUGAUAGACCAGGUGUCAUGAUAGUGCAGAAGUAUGCAGGUGUUCAUUUGUGACUGGAAGGAGAACCUUCACACUGCUUGGCUAGUCAUGGCAUAUUCAGUGCUGUGCAAAAGUUAUAGGCACACGUAACACUUUAAAUGUUUUUUUUUAGUAAUUAGUUUUAAUAAGAAAAUAAGAAGUGUAAUUGAUCAGAUUUUUGCAAAGAUUUUGUUCUUAAUGAUCAUUGACAAUUGUUUGUUUUGUCGUGGAAAUUGAAUUAAAAGUGUACUUCUAAAGCACUUUUCUAUCUGUGGCAGACACACAAAGUGCUCCACCGUAUGUGUCCAUAUAGACCCCGAGGGUCAGAGUCCACAACUCCCCCUGGACAGGCAGUCAGUCCAUCGCAGGUUACUUCACAGCCACGGCCAACACUCAUUUAUGGCUGGGUGGACUGAGGCAGUGUAGAUUAAGUGUCUUCUUGCCCAAAGACACAACUGGUAGCAGGAGCAGGAUUCAAAUCCAGAUCAACAUAUCAGCAGACCAGUUCUCCUUAUCCACUGAGCUACCUGCUCUACAAUGAUGCAUCAUAUUUACCCAUUCUCUCUCUCUCUCUCUCUCUCUAUGCUUUAGUGAUGCUAAUGAGCACAAUGAGACAAGUGUUCCAUCAUCCACAUUUUUCCUGUCUGGUGGGCCAUGAAUACUGGUCAGUCAUAAGUCCACUUCUCUAACCUUUCCCGCCAGGUACUACACCUACUUUUUAAAAACAGAUUAAUUUACUUGAUGAAAUGAAAAAAAAAUCUUAAAGUUGACUUUCUUUGAAUUGGAAUAUCUGGACAUUUUAGAUUUAAAUUCCUGUUGUCUCAAAAAUGUAGGUAGGUGGGAGGGAAUAAAAUACAUUUGUAUCGCACGGUUGUGGUGCCUAAAAGUUUUGCACAGCUCUGUUUGAAAACCACAAUUAUGUUCAUCUUCAUGAAACUGUGCGCCCACAGUGUUCUGAAGUUUUGAAUCUUAAUUGUCACUUUUUAAUCAUUUAUAUGUUAAAGGAAACAGUGCAGUUUGACUUUGGUGAAGUCCAGCAGUGCCAGAGCAGCUGCUUUUAGUGCAGCCACAGUGUCUGUGUCAUUAGACAGAUGGAUAAUCUGUCUGAUGACACAGGAGCUGACAAAGUGCUUCGUUAAAGGACCAAAGGAAACAUCUGCAAAGACAUGAUGAAACAAGAGUAUCCAAAAAAGCUACAUUCACUUAGACACUUUGUUCUGCACCUUUAAGCACAGCAUCACUUAAACUGCACGGUGGCAUCACAAAUAUCAAAAAGUCUGCAGUUGCCCAUUAAAUUUGUUCAAAUCUUAUUUUCCCCACUUUGCCAUAUACAUGAAAAAAAAUGUGCACAUCGGCUGCAGUGUGCACGAUGUGUGCACACUCUGUCUGUGAGCUCCGUGAUGGAUGUUAAGUGUCACCGACUGGUGUGUGGCUGCAUUAAUACGAUUAAGAAGAAGCGCCAGCACGUGUUGUUUAAUGUGUUCAUUUUAUUCUUCAGUGUUUGCACGCUGUAAUCAUGCACACGAGACACAGACAUGGAUAAAAGCACAAAAUGAAAGUCUCGCCUGCUUCUAAGUGGUCAAAACUGAACACCAAAGAAAUGAUUUUCUCCUGCCAUGUGUGAUACGUGCUUGUGUUAUAUGCAGUAAUGUUGAGGGUUACCUACAGGAUACCAAACAGGAUCACAGGAACUAAAGACAAAACCCUCAACAGGGAGCUCUUGGCUAUUUUUUAACACAGUGUUUUGUUGCUGUAGAUGAUUUAAAGUUUAGCUGGACAGUAACAUAAAUACCAGCUACUGAUACAGACGCUGCCUUAUAUUUGACUGCUAUGUUAAACCCCCUUUUUUUUCCUCUCUUUUUUUAUUAUUUGGCUUGCCCUCACAUUAUCCCCAUUUAACAUGAAACAGGUUAUAUUAGUGAUUAUGAUGUAAGCAGUCAGGCAGAGAUUUAAUAUGAAAUGGCUAUGCAAUUCUUAAUGCUAAUUGCAUCGACACUUUAUAAACAUAUGCAGAAGUUUUAUGACAAAGUAAAUAUUUUACCUGUACAGAUAUAAUCAGAAGUGUCCUUAAUCCUUUCAUCUGAAUGCUGCUGUUGGUACUUUGUGUGUCGGUGUUGAUCGUCUUUUUGUAUUUCAUGUGUUUAGUCUUUCAGUUAAUGUUGCACGGAAUGUUGACAUUUUUCUGAAAACAUGAUUUUAAUAUUCGCCACAUUCAGGAGCCGCAGACCAGUAUUUGCCCCAUUUACUUCUUCAAAUGAUUGGUUAUUAGUUUGAAGAUGUAUGACAGCAGCAGAUAAUAAAAGAAGCUAAAAAGAUCA